AUGCACCCCACCCUCUCCCUCACCUUCUCUCUAGCCCUAGCCCUAUCCACAACCACCCUCGCCCUAUCACCCCACCUAUCACUAUCUACGCGCCAACAACAACCCUUCAGAACAACACCCAUAACCGACUUCUCAGAACCCUGGGCCUUCGCAUUCCUCCCCGACACCCGCAUCCUCGUCACCGAGCGAAAAGGCAACCUCCUCCUCGUGGACCCAGCCACAAAGUCCAAAGUCAGCAUCACCGGCGUCCCCUCCGUCGCGUAUGCCGGACAGGGUGGACUGCACGACAUCGCUUUACACCCCAACUAUUCCAACAACAGCAUCGUCUACAUCAGCUACGCGGAAACCGGAUCUGGUGGUGCGGGCUGCGCAGUCGCGCGCACCAAGCUGAGUCUGAGUGGUAGCAGCGGCGCACUCUCUGGCCUCGAAGUCAUAUGGCGCCAUUCCCAACGUGCCACAGGCGGCCUUCAAUUCGCAUGCCGUUUGAAAUUCGGUCCUGAAGACAACGCAUUAUACAUAUCCUCCGGCGAGAUAAACCAAAUGCACCCCGCCCAAUCCCUUUCCUCCAACCUAGGAAAAAUAAUCCGUCUCUACGACAACGGGACUGUCUACGCCGGAAAUCCAUUCGCUUCCCAGGGUAGUGUUCAAUCCCAGAUCUACACGCUCGGCCACCGUAACCCUCUAGGUAUCGAUUUCGAUCUUCAGGGCCGGCUAUGGGAGGUUGAGAUGGGGCCAUUUGGCGGUGACGAACUGAAUUUGAUAGUGCCGGGUAAGAAUUACGGAUGGCCGGUUGUGUGUGAGGGACGGCAUUACAAUGGCACGGCGAUACCGAAACAUAGUACGAGGCCGGAGUUUGCGGCGCCGAAGGCGAAUUGGGUUCCUGUUAUCUCGCCUGCUGGGCUGAUUAUAUACAAAGGUGAUUUGUUCAAGGGGUGGAAGGGGAAUGCGGUUAUUACGGGGUUGAGUGCGCAAGGGCUUGUGAGGGUUAGUAUCACUGGCGAUACGGCGGCGGAGGCACAGCGCAUCAGCAUGGGUAAACGCAUGAGGGGGAUUAGGGAGGAUAAGGAGGGCGCGAUUUGGGUGAUUGAGGAUGGGGCUGGGGGGAGGUUGUUGAAGCUUACGCCGAAUUGA
This is a messenger RNA of Alternaria novae-zelandiae, 1131 nucleotides long. RefSeq lists its product as uncharacterized. The coding region runs from base 1 to 1131 and encodes 376 amino acids. The transcript has a single exon. NCBI's taxonomy places the organism in Eukaryota, Fungi, Ascomycota, Dothideomycetes, Pleosporales, Pleosporaceae. The record is from RefSeq and is a predicted model, not a curated record.